AUCGAACAUGAUUCUCCACUUUCCACUACUUGUCUUCUUCUUACAUAAACCCAUAAGCCACCAAGUGAAAACAGCGCAACACAAACACAAUGUCUUCUCCUCCUCUCCUCUUCUUCCUUAUCUUACUCUCCGUCGCCUCCGCCAUCAAACUACCCCUCUCUCCUCUCUCCCACCACACAGACCAACUACCCAGCAACGAUCCUUACCUCUCUCUCCGCCGUCUCGCCGACUCCUCCAUCGCAAGAGCCCAACAGCUCAAACAACCCAGCUCCAUCAAACCCGACGAAAACGCUCUCUCCGCCCCCUCUGCAUCCGCCGCCGUCGUGAAAUCACCUCUUUCCGCCAAAAGCUACGGCGGAUACUCCGUCUCGCUCAGCUUCGGCACACCGUCGCAGACAAUCCCUUUCGUGUUCGAUACCGGAAGCAGUCUUGUCUGGUUCCCUUGCACCUCACGGUAUCUCUGCACCGGCUGCGAUUUUUCCGGGUUAGACCCGACCCGGAUCCCAAGAUUCGUCCCCAAGAACUCCGCCUCGUCGCGGGUCAUCGGGUGUCAGAAUCCGAAAUGCCAGCUUCUGUUCGGACCCAACGUUAAAUGCAGAGGAUGUGACCCGAAUACCCAAAACUGCACCGUCGCUUGCCCACCGUACAUUCUCCAAUACGGAUUAGGAUCAACGGCUGGGAUUUUACUAUCAGAAAAGCUCGAUUUCCCGGAUCUAACCGUACCCGAUUUCGUCGUCGGUUGCUCCAUUAUCUCGACCCGACAACCCGCUGGUAUCGCCGGGUUCGGACGCGGACCCGAGUCUCUCCCCGUGCAGAUGAAACUCAAGAGGUUCUCGCAUUGCUUGGUCUCCCGCCGGUUCGACGAUACCGACGUCAGCACCGAUCUGGAUCUCGAUACCGGGUCGGGUCAUGAUUCCGGGUCGAAAACUCCGGGUCUCAGCUACACGCCGUUUCGAAGCAACCCAAAUGUCUCCAACGCAGCGUUUCUCGAGUACUACUACCUCAACCUCAGGCGAAUCUACGUCGGGAGCAAGCGCGUGAAGAUCCCUUACAAGUUCCUCGCGCCGGGGCCCGACGGAAACGGAGGAACCAUCGUCGAUUCCGGAUCCACAUUCACUUUCAUGGAUCGACCCGUUUUCGAGCUCGUUGCUCAAGAGUUCGCGGCGCAGAUGUCGAGCUACAGCAGAGAAAAGGAGUUGGAGAAGAUCACGGGACUUGGUCCGUGUUUCAAUAUCUCCGGCAAGGGAUCAGUUACGGUGCCCGAGUUGAUCUUCGAGUUCAAAGGUGGAGCUAAAAUGGAGCUGCCAUUGUCUAAUUAUUUUACGCUUGUCGGAAGCGUUGAUAACGUCUGUUUAACGGUUGUGUCCGAUAACACCGUGAGUUCCACCGGUGGAAGGAGUGGGCCGGCGAUUAUUCUCGGGAGUUUUCAGCAACAGAACUAUCACGUGGAAUACGAUUUGGAGAAUGACAGGUUUGGGUUCGCGAAGAAGAAGUGUGUCCAGUGAGUUUCCAGGGGUAGAUUUGGAAAUUUAACUUUCACAAUGAUGAUUUAAUUUCUUUCCUAAAUAAAAAAGAGUUGUUAACUGUUUAUAAAUAUGUUUUAUGAUUGAUACGUUUACAUA
This is a messenger RNA of Raphanus sativus (radish), 1622 nucleotides long. RefSeq names its product probable aspartyl protease At4g16563. The record is from RefSeq and is a predicted model, not a curated record. NCBI's taxonomy places the organism in Eukaryota, Viridiplantae, Streptophyta, Magnoliopsida, Brassicales, Brassicaceae. Bases 90 to 1505 code for a protein of 471 amino acids. The transcript has a single exon. Gene Ontology annotation, biological process: proteolysis. Gene Ontology annotation, molecular function: aspartic-type endopeptidase activity. Gene Ontology annotation, cellular component: extracellular region.